AUGCCUAGAUCAAUGGAUCCACUUGUUCUUGGACGUGUAAUAGGAGAUAUUUUAGAUCCUUUUACAAGUUCUGUGUCUCUGAGGAUUGUCUAUAACAACAACAACACGGAAGCCAUCAAUUGUGGUGAGCUCAAGCCCUCCCAAAUAGUCAACCAACCAAGAGUUGAAGUUGGUGGACAUGACUUCAGGACCUUUUACACUCUGAUCAUGGUCGAUCCUGAUGCACCUAGCCCAUGUGAUCCAAAUCAGAGGGAAUAUUUGCACUGGUUGGUAAGCAAUAUUCCAGCAACUACAGGGCCAAGCUUCGGACAAGAGAUUGUGAACUAUGAAAGUCCACGACCAAUAUCGGGGAUUCAUCGUAUUACUUUUGUGUUGUUUCAACAAUUGAGUAGACAAAUUGUAGAUGCUCCAAGAAGUCGCACAAAUUUCAAAACCAGAGAAUUUGCAGAGGCUAAUAAUCUUGGAUUACCAGUUGCUGCUGUGUAUUUCAAUUGUCAACGUGAAAGUGGUUGGGGUGGAAGAAGGAUGUAAUCUGAAGACCCCUUCUUUGAUAGCAUUAUAACUAUGCAAAU
Molecule: messenger RNA, 572 nt
Organism: Gastrolobium bilobum
Lineage: Eukaryota; Viridiplantae; Streptophyta; Magnoliopsida; Fabales; Fabaceae
Product: protein VERNALIZATION 3-like
Exons: 4
Coding region: 1-531 (176 amino acids)
Source: RefSeq, a predicted model, not a curated record